Messenger RNA from Xylaria bambusicola, 315 nucleotides. RefSeq lists its product as uncharacterized. The record is from RefSeq and is a predicted model, not a curated record. The transcript is spliced from 2 exons. Bases 1 to 315 code for a protein of 104 amino acids. Lineage: Eukaryota; Fungi; Ascomycota; Sordariomycetes; Xylariales; Xylariaceae.
AUGGACGAUGACCGCCUUGGUGUGGGUGGUCAGGGUGGUGGUGGUGGUGGUGAUGAUGGUGUAGGGGUGCAGCAGGGGAGUAGGGAGUGUACCUGGCUGAAGUACCCGACCACGCUGGCGUCGCGCUGGCGGUACAAGCUGCGACCUGAACGGGCUCUGACCUCAUGGACGGUGCCCAUGGUGCUCAUGAUGCUCCUUUUCCGUUUCUUUUGCAGCGACGACGAUGAUGACCAGCAGACGCCGCGCGCUGCAUUGGGGUCGUGGAAACCGCAGAAAUUUGUGGCGGGCCUGGGCGCGCUACCGCAUGCUGGGUGA